Messenger RNA from Esox lucius (northern pike), 2220 nucleotides. RefSeq lists its product as uncharacterized. The transcript is spliced from 13 exons. Lineage: Eukaryota; Metazoa; Chordata; Actinopteri; Esociformes; Esocidae. Bases 25 to 2220 code for a protein of 731 amino acids. The record is from RefSeq and is a predicted model, not a curated record. Gene Ontology annotation, biological process: response to bacterium.
GUUAAGAGGGUGACAACACAAAAGAUGAUCUUUGCACUCUGUCUGACAUUUCCACUUCUGAUGGAGAUGGCUGCAGCUCAAUCUUCAUCCAUGCGCCUUGUUUCAGCCAACGUAGGAGAAACAGUGAUUUUACGGUGUUUCCAAGACAAUUUGGCACAGCACUUCCUGUGGUACAAGCAAACCUUGGGAGAUAAACCUAAAAUAUUAUCAUCCUGCUAUUCGUAUGCUAAUAAUCCUGAGUUCCACAAUGAAUUCAAAGACCGCUCUCGCUUUUCAGUUCUUUGUGGAACAGGAAUUAAUCACCUAAAUAUCUCAGAUAUACAGCUCUCAGAUUCAGCAUCGUACUACUGUGGAAGUUCUCAUACCAAUGAGUUGAAUUUUCUAGUAGGAGCCAUUCUUGUUGUUAAAGGUUCUGAGUCCAGAAACACACCUGUUGUACAACAGCCUGUGUCUGAAUCAGUCCAUCCAGGAGACUCAGUUACUCUCAACUGUACAAUAAACACUGAGACCUGUGGAGGAGAACACAGUGUCUAUUGGUUCAGACAUGACUCAGGAGAAUCUCCUCCAGGAAUCAUUUAUACCAAUGGAGACAGGAGUGGUCAGUGUAUGAAGAGCCCUGAGUCUGGGUCUCCUACACAGAGCUGUGUCUACAACCUCCCCAAGAGGAACCUCAGCCUCUCUGAUACUGGGACUUACUACUGUGCUGUGGCCUCAUGUGGAGAGAUACUGUUUGGAAAUGGGACCAAGCUGGAUGUUGGAGGCAAUUACACUGAACCUGUUCUCUCUGUGUACUGUCUGGGAGUAGCAUUGGGCGUCUCAAUCAUCCUGAUCAUUGUACUUAUUUGCAUUAUUUACAAGAUGAAUUUGAUGACGUGUCAGCAGUGCAGAGGACUUGACUCGCAGACAAGAGGUCCUACAGUUUCCCGGUCAGAUAUAAGGAACCAGGAUGCAGACAAUAUUCAUUAUGUUGCUUUGAAUCUGAACAAGAAAAGGUCUUCAAGACAGAGAAGUAACAUGCAGGAAGAGACGGUGGUCGUAUACGCGGGAAUGGCUCUAGAUAAGGAGUCUGCAGCCUUCAAGUACCUUCAAGACUUCUUCCGUAAGCCAUUUGAGGCAAAGGUCAAAGCCGGUGUCUUUGUCAGACCACAGAUAAAGAAGAUCCUGGAGUGCAAUGAAUUAUCCAAGAAGCUCACUAACUUUAGCUCAGAAUUCAAUACGGCCAUCCCCUCUAGGCUGGUCAGCAAACUCCAUGACCUAAGAAUCAGCCCCUUUCUCUACAACUGGACGUUGGACUUCCUAACCAACAGACCACAGUCUGUCAGGAUAGACAACUUCACCUCAUCCACCCUGAUCCUGGACACGGGUGCUCCACAAGGCUGUGUGCUAAGCCCUCUCCUGAACUCCCUAUUCACCUACAACUGCAUUCCUGAUGGGCGUUUUAAUGUAACGCUUAAAGAAGGAACCUCUCACUUGAAAGUAUCUUCUACCAAGCCAGAGGACGCUGGAAUCUACUAUUGUGGAGUCGUACAAUUGAACUAUAUAGAGUUUGGACCAGGGACACUUUUGGUGCUUAAGGGUGAGCAACUAUGUAGACAGCAGCCAGUGUCUGAUUCAGUCCAUCCAGGCGACUCUGUGACUCUGAACUGUACAAUAAACACUGAGACCUGUGAAGGAGAACACAGUGUCUAUUGGUUCAGACAUGACUCAGGAGAAUCUCCUCCAGGAAUCAUUUAUACCAAUGGAGACAGGAGUGGUCAGUGUAUGAAGAGCCCUGAGUCUGGGUCUCCUACACAGAGCUGUGUCUACAACCUCCCCAAGAGGAACCUCAGCCUCUCUGAUACUGGGACUUACUACUGUGCUGUGGCUUCAUGUGGAGAGAUACUGUUUGGAAAUGGGACAAAGCUGAAUGUUCAAGUCCCAGAACAUGAUUAUCCUUUUGAUCUGAGUCCUACUGUUCUUGUCUUGAUACUGUCCAACAUUCUUCUGAGUCUGGUGACCCUUCUGCUCCUCUGGAUGUUAUGCAACACUCAGAGAGGAGAUCACAGAGGGAAGACGUGUGACCCAACAUUGCAGGGGAAUCAGAACCAGAACAGUGAUGUAUUAAACUAUGCAGCAGUGAGAUUCAAUCCCAAGAAGAGCUCCUCUGCCAGACGAGUAAAAGACAAGACCGUUAGAAGAGAUGCAGUGUACUCUGAGGUCAGGUACCUGCAGCAGGAAUGA